This is a messenger RNA of Chlorocebus sabaeus (green monkey), 3709 nucleotides long. It is a transcript of the gene IL10RA, whose product is annotated as interleukin 10 receptor subunit alpha. The record is from RefSeq and is a predicted model, not a curated record. Gene Ontology annotation, biological process: cytokine-mediated signaling pathway. Gene Ontology annotation, cellular component: plasma membrane. Gene Ontology annotation, molecular function: interleukin-10 receptor activity; protein binding. NCBI's taxonomy places the organism in Eukaryota, Metazoa, Chordata, Mammalia, Primates, Cercopithecidae.
CAGCCCGGCUGGGCGCGGGCGGAGCGGACGGCGCAGCUGUCAGUCCCAGCCUAAGGGUCGCUGGAGGCGCGCAGGCCGGCUCGGCUCCGGCCCCGGAUGAUGCGGCGUGCCCAGGAUGCUCCCGCGCCUCGUAGUGCUGCUGGCGGCGUUCCUCAGUCGCCGUCUUGGCUCAGACGCUCAUGGGACAGAGCUGCCCAGCCCGCCAUCUGUGUGGUUUGAAGCAGAAUUUUUCCACCACAUCCUCCACUGGACACCCAUCCCAAAUCAGUCUGAAAGUACCUGCUAUGAAGUGGCACUCCUGAGGUAUGGAAUAGGGCCCUGGAACUCCAUCUCCAACUGUAGCCACGCCCUGUCCUAUGACCUUACCGCGGUGACCUUGGACCUGUACCGCAGCAAUGGCUACCGGGCCAGAGUGCGUGCUGUGGACGGCAGCCGGCACUCCAACUGGACCAUCACCAACACCCGCUUCUCUGUGGAUGAAGUGACUCUGACAGUUGGCAGUGUGAAGCUAGAGAUCCACAAUGGCUUCAUCCUUGGGAAGAUUCAGCCCCCCAGGCCCAAGAUGGCCCCUGCAAAUGACACAUAUGAAAGCAUCUUCAGUCACUUCCGAGAGUAUGAGAUUGCCAUUCGCAAGGUGCCGGGAAACUUUACGUUCACACACAAGAAAGUAAAACAUGAAAACUUCAGCCUCCUAACCUCUGGAGAAGUGGGAGAGUUCUGUGUCCAGGUGAAACCAUCUGUCACUUCCCGAACUAACAAGGGGAUGUGGUCUAAAGAGGAGUGCAUCUCCCUCACCAGGCAGUAUUUCACCGUGACCAACGUCAUCAUCUUCUUUGCCUUUGUCCUGCUGCUCUCCGGAGCCCUGGCCUACUGCCUGGCCCUCCAGCUGUAUGUGCGGCGCCGAAAGAAGCUGCCCAGGGUCCUGCUCUUCAAGAAGCCCAACGCCUUCAUCUUCAUCAGCCAGCGUCCCUCCCCAGAGACCCAAGACACCAUCCACCCACUUGAUGAGGAGGCCUUCCUGAAGGUGUCACCAGAGCUGAGGAACUCGGACCUGCAUGGCAGCACGGACAGUGGCUUUGGCAGUACCAAACCAUCCCUGCAGACUGAAGAGCCCCAGUUCCUCCUCCCUGACCCUCACCCCCAGGCUGACAGAACGCUGGGAAACGGAGAGCCCCCUGAGCUGGGCGACAGCUGCAGUAGUGGCAGCAGCAAUAGCACGGACAGCGGGAUCUGCCUGCAGGAGCCCAGCCUGAGCCCCAGCACUGGGCCCACCUGGGAGCAGCAGGUGGGGAGCGACAGCAGGGGCCAGGAUGACAGUGGCAUUGGCCUAGUUCAAAACUCUGAGGGCCAGGCUGGGGACACACAGGGUGGCUCAGCCUUGGGCCACGACAGUCCCCCAGAGCCUGAGGUGCCUGCGGAACAAGACCCAACUGCUGUGGUAUUCCGGGGCUACCUGAGGCAGACCAGAUGCGCUGAGGAGAAGGCAACCAAGACAGGCUGCCUGGAGGAAGAAUUGCCCCUGACAGGUGACCUUGGGCCCAAAUUCAGGGGAUGCCUGGAUGACGAAGCAGGCUUGCAUCCACCAGCCCUGGCCAAGGGCUAUUUGAAACAGGAUCCCCUAGAAAUGACUCUGGCUUCCUCGGGGGCCCCAACUGAACAGUGGAACCAGCCCACUGAGGAAUGGUCACUCCUGGCCUUGAGCAACUGCAGUGACCUGGGAACAUCUGACUGGAGCUUUGCCCAUGACCUUGCCCCUCUAGGCUGUGUGGCAGCCCCAGGUGGUCUCCUGGGCAGCUUUAACUCAGACCUGGUCACCCUGCCCCUCAUCUCUAGCCUGCACUCUAGUGAGUGACUCGAGCUGAGAGGCUGCUUUUGGUUUUAACCAUGCCUGCUCCUCUGCCUGGACCCGGAGGAGGGGCAACCAAGGCCAAAGUAAGGCACAAGGCAGUCUGGGUGCUUUUCUGCAAGUCCACUGGGGAUGGCCCCAGUCAGGCCCUGCAGGGCUGGUCAGAAUGCCUGGGGCAGGAGGAGGUCAACUCACUGAACUAGUGCAGAGUGUGGGGGGCACUGACCCGUUCUGUUGACUGGGGCCCUGCAGACUCUGGCAGAGCUGAGAGAGGCAGGGACCUUCUCCCUCCUCGGAACUCUUUCUUGUAUCAUAAAGGAUUAUUUGCUCAGGGGAACCAUGGGGUUUUCUGUUGUGGUGAGGCCGCCAGGUUGAAGUCAGCUCAGAGCCAGACCUCCAAGCUUACGCCACCCAAGCAUCAGGGCCUCCAGCAGGAAGAAGGGCUAUGGGAAUGGAAGCUUCAGGGCCUUGCUGCUGGGGUGGUUUUUAGGGGAAAAAGGAGGAUAUGGAGGCCGAGUUUGAUCUCUGGGGUGGUCACAUGGGUUCCCCCCAUCAGGCCUCUGAGGCAGGAAGCCUGUCACUGGAAGAUCUUAAGGUAUAUAUUUUCUGGACACUCAAACACAUCAUAAUGGAUUCACCGGGGGGAGACAAAGGGAGCUGAGACCCCAGGUGGGGCUUCCAGCUCAGAACCCAUCCCUCUGGUGGGUAGCUAUGGUGCCCACCUGCAAAUAUCUCCCCCUCUUCAGCAAAUGGAGUGGCAUUCCCCUGGGGCACUGGCUGUGGCCAAGCCACUCACAUCCCCACCCUGCUGCCGCACCAUCUUGCUGACAAGUUCCAGAGAAGCCGUGGUUUUUUGUAUUGGUCAUAUCAGCCCUUUGGGCAGCCUCUGGGCUUGGGCACCAGCUCAUGCCAGUCCCAGAGAGUCAGGGUUGGAGGUCUGUGCUUGUGUUUGCUGCUAAUAUCCAGCUACAGACCCAGAGGAUAAGCCACUGGGCACUGAGCUGGGGUCCCUGCCUUCUUGGUGUUCAGCUGUGUGACUUUGGACUAGCCACUUGUCAGAGGGCCUCAAUUUCCCCUUCUGUGAAAUAAGGACUCCACCUUUAGGGGGUCCUCCAUGUUUGCUGGGUAUUAGCCAAGCUGGCCCUGGGAAAAAGUAGAUACUGUCCAUGGACUACCAAGCCGGCUUGUUUCUCAUGCCAGGGGCUAACAGAUCCAGUGGGAGUCCAUGGUGUCAUGCCAAGACAGUAUCAGACACGGCCCCAGAAGGGGGCAUUAUGGGCCCUGCCUCCCCAUAGGCCAUUUGGAAUCUGUCUUCAAACAAAGGCAGUUCAGUCCACAGGCAUGGAAGCUGUGAGGGGACAGGCCUGUGCGUGCCAUCCAGAGUCAUCUCUGAGCCCUGCCGUUCUCUGGAGCAUUCUGAAAACAGACAUUCUGGCCCAGGGAAUCCAGCCACGACCCCUACCCCUCUGCCAGAGUGCUCUUAGGUGCCAGUCUGGCAACUGAACUCCCUCUGGAGACAGGCUUGAGGGAGGAUUCCUCAGGGUUCCCUUGAAAGCUUUAUUUAUUUAUUUUGUUCCUUUAUUUAUUGGAGAGGCAGCAUUGCACAGUGAAAGAACUCUGGAUAUCUCAGGAGCCCUGAAGUUCUAGCUCUGACUCUGCUGUUCCCAGGGACGUGACCUUGGGGAAGUCACUUAUCCUCUUGCAGCCUCAGUUUCCUCAUCUGCAAAAUAAUGACUGACUUGUCUAAUCCAUAGGGAUGUGAGGUUCUGCUGAGGAAAUGGGUAUGAAUGUGCCUUGAACACAAAGCUCUGUCAAUGAGUGAUACAUGGUUUUUAUUCCAAUAAAUUGUCAAGACCACAGGAA